AUGAAUCGAAAUGCUCGAAAAUAUGAAUUAAAUAAGGCAUUAAGUAUUUUACCAAUAUUUAAUCCAUUAAAUGAUUAUCAUAUCUAUCAUAUUAAUCAAUUAACAUCUUCUAUUCUAUUACAUGAUUUAAUUGAACGAGCAAGAAAAACAACUCGAUUUACUAUUGAUACAGAAGAUGAUUAUUAUACACACCGACCAGCAUUAAUUCAAAUUGAAUUCAUACAAUAUCAAUCUAUCGUACUAUUAAUUGAAGUGCAUCAUUUACCAGAAGUAACAUCAGCGAUAUUUUGGUUAAUAAGAUCACUUGUGAAAAUAAUCUUAAAUUCAUCCAACUGUAUAUAUUCAUGGGGUGACGGUGAAAAGGAAUUGAAUAAAUUCAUUUCAUGUGGACUUUUUUCAUUUGACCAACUCCAUCAAAUAAAUAAUAUGGACAUACAAAAACUUUUUAAACAACGGCAUGAUCAAAAAUUGAAUCAUGAACAUACUCAUCUUCCAUUAGAUAUUCAGAAAAGAUUAGAUACAUAUUCAAAACAAUCUAUUAAAAGUUUUCAUUAUAUAUGGUCACUUCAAAUGGCUAUAGCUUAUGCAUGUCAUGAAUUUCUCGAUAAAAGUCGAACUAAAAGUAGAUGGAGUCGACAUCUUGAUAUGAUAAAUCAUAACAGUUCGUCUGUAAUGAAUCUUAAAGAAAAACAAAUCAUUCAACAAAUGAUUCAGUAUGCUGUUAAUGAUUGUUUGGCAGUGACUAAAUUAGUGAUGCUAUUAAAAUUUGAUCGAACAUAA
Molecule: messenger RNA, 780 nt
Organism: Rotaria sordida
Lineage: Eukaryota; Metazoa; Rotifera; Eurotatoria; Philodinida; Philodinidae
Source: the annotation of a GenBank genome assembly